AUGCUGGUAUUGUCGGCGUCACUUUGGAGCCUUCUGUUGCCCCUGAUUGUGGCCAUUUCUCUGUUGGAAUAUGGGCGCAGAGCUAUCCGAUCCAAGUCGUUGCCUCCAGGACCUUCUACGUGCCUGUUUAUUGGUAUUUGCUAUACUUCGACGAAAUGGGCCGGAACAUAUAGGUCCAUGCUGGGCCUAAAAUUAGGCCCACAGAACCUAAUUGUCCUUAACUCCGCAAAUCUAGUGAGAGAUCUGUUUGAUAAGCGAGGGGCUAUCUAUUCCAGCAGAACCCCGAGUCACAUUGGUAACGAGUUGAUCACUCGUGAUAAUACCCAUCUGCUCCUGAUGCCUUAUGGUCAAGCAUGGCGCAAUCAGAGGAAGGUAUAUCAGUCAAUUCUUAAUAUUACAGCCGUUGUGUCCUUGCAGCCGUUACAAGCUGCCGAGGCUGUUCUCACCAUGAGCCAACUCAUAGAAAGCCCUGAGAAGUAUUAUGACCAUAUUCGUCGCUACUCUACAGCGGUUAUCCUUUCUUCAGUCUUUGGAAUUCGAGGUCCUAAUUUUAAUCACCCAAACAUCCAACGACUUUAUCACGUCCAAGAUCAAUUUACUGCCAUCCUGGAAACAGGUGCUACGCCCCCUAUCGAUAUAUUCCCAUUCCUAAAACACCUGCCGACCUUCUUAGCUCCGUGGCGGAGAUGGGCUCUAUCGAUCCGGGCUGAGCAACGGCAGUUAUAUUUCGAACUCCUGGAUAAUGCAAAAAGCCGGAUACAGCGAGGAGUCCAUCGGAAAUGCUUUAUGGACGAUAUAUUGGGCGAAGCUAAGCCAACCAAGUUCGCAUUAGAUGAUGAGCACAUCGCUUAUAUCGGUGGUGUACUGAUGGAGGGCGGGUCGGAUACCACCGCCUCUACCCUUCUUUCAUUCCUGAUGGCCAUGAUGAAACAUCCUGAGGUGCUCCGUAAAGCGCAAAAGGAGGUAGAUGAAAUCUGUGGACUGCAGAGAUCACCAAAUUUUGAAGACGUGGGAAAGCUAACAUAUGUUCGCCAAUGUAUGACGGAGGUACGUUGGUGUUCACCGUUCCCCUUAACACGACCUAACUCCUAUGUAGACGUUGAGAUGGCGUCCAGUCGCUGCCGGCGGUAUUCCUCAUGUGUUAAUUCAAGACGAUACCUAUCAAGGCUACUACUUCCCAAAGGGAUCAAUGUUUAUAGCGAAUACCUGGUAAGUCGAGUCUUGCUCUGGAGAAGAAACUCGCUGAUUUGGUGUUGCAGGGCAAUUCAUCAUGAUCCUGAGGUUUAUGAUCGUCCGGAAGAGUUUAGACCCGAGCGAUACGAGGGGAAUGAGUUUGGGUUCAAGAGCGAUCCCCAAGAUCCAAGUAGUUUGCGGAAAACUUAUGCUUUUGGAGCCGGUAGAAGGAUUUGUCCUGGUCAACAUCUUGCUGAAAACUCUCUGUUGAUCAAUAUGGCUAAGCUUGUGUGGACUUUUAAUUUGCUACCUGGUAGAGAUUUUACCACUGGGAAGCAAUUAUCAAUCUCGGAGAUCGACGACUCUAUUGCGACUGCGUGGACAAAUGGUUUUCUUACGGCUCCCAAGAAAUUUCCCCUUUCCCUGGUGGUGCGAUCUCGUGAACAUGAGCAAAUCAUUAGGCGAGAGUGUUUAGAGGCAGAAGAAGUCUUUAAGAAUUACCAGGAUUAA
Molecule: messenger RNA, 1683 nt
Organism: Clonostachys rhizophaga
Lineage: Eukaryota; Fungi; Ascomycota; Sordariomycetes; Hypocreales; Bionectriaceae
Source: the annotation of a GenBank genome assembly